This is a messenger RNA of Exophiala dermatitidis NIH/UT8656, 4933 nucleotides long. Its product is annotated as E3 ubiquitin-protein ligase UHRF1. The coding region runs from base 2761 to 4482 and encodes 573 amino acids. The transcript is spliced from 3 exons. The record is from RefSeq and is a predicted model, not a curated record. Gene Ontology annotation, biological process: negative regulation of gene expression via chromosomal CpG island methylation; protein ubiquitination. Gene Ontology annotation, molecular function: ubiquitin protein ligase activity. Lineage: Eukaryota; Fungi; Ascomycota; Eurotiomycetes; Chaetothyriales; Herpotrichiellaceae.
CUUUCUUGUACAACCCCCGCGAUGUGAUACCGCCUUUUCGUGGAGGAUCUCGAGCUCUCUCUCUCUUGUUACACCAACCCCCCGUGGCCGACAUCUGCCAGUGCCAGUACCUGCCGCUGUGUCCCCUACUUAUACUCUAUUCAUGGCUACACGGACACAUCAAACUCAAUUGGACUGCGUUUACCAUGGCGCAGCGGGUGGUGUUUCUGCCUGUCGUGCCCAAUCCAUCAAAUAAAUCCCGUGUGGGAGACAUCAACUGACUGGUGGGCUUCCACUGUAUUUCCACUCCAUUCGAGCUGUCAAUGGUCAUCCUUAUCCUGUCACGUUCCAGCGGACCCUUCCACCCGCCUUGGAGCCUGCGCUACUCCAGACGCCAUCGUUUUCGACCAGGUCCAGGGUCCACCGCAAGACUCACCUGCCUGGGGGCCACUCCCCGUCGGUCUAGCAAGCCCAUCGGUGCCUGAACUCCAAACCGAAUGGUCCUACCUCCAAUUGUUAUUGAGCGAGAAAUAGCAGGACCUGAAGAUGAGCAAGCCGAACAUGACGCCUUCUACGCCACUCUCGUCGGCGUGGAUGUACCCCGUGCCGCUUUGAGAUAUGAUAUUCGGUAAUCAGAUCAUUGAUUAUCGGGCCUUUUCUAUCUCUUGAGGCGACCUGUAGCCCGAUAGACGGUGUUGCUACGAUCCAGCCCCAGCUCAUUGAGCGGUCUUCGGCUCCCCCACCCAACGGAGAAAUUUCACGAUGUGGUUGCGGCCUUGCCCUUUGGUCAUGACCUCUGUGUGCAAUGCGCCAGGCACGACCUUUCGCUCCACAGUAAUACCUUGUUUAUGACAAACCUCCUCGAGAAUGGCUGCCUGUCCUGCAGGCACAAUCUCAUCAUCCCCAGCCUCCAGGAUCAAGAUGCUCAGAUCUGGCUUGGCCUUUGCAAUUUCAUGAAGCGCAGUCUGGCUGUCCCACCUGGACAGGAGGAAUGGAGACAAGUAUCGAUAAGGGAGGAAUUUUUGAGGAUACAACGCUAUCAGCAUUGCCUUGAGGUCGACAAAUGGAGUCUCCAGCACCACUCCCGCGAUGCGACUGAGACUUCCAUCACUCUUUCUCGACAAGUUAGCCAAGCCAAUUGUUGCGGCACCUGCUCCGAUAGACUGGCCCCAGACAACAACCUUCGUUUUGUCAGGCUCAUAUCUAUGGAAGAUCCAAUCGAGGGCAGCUUCCACGUCGAGCUCAAUGCCAGUUUGGGAUGGACUCCCUUUCGACUUCCAGUAUCCACGAUAGGACAAAGCAACAAUAGUAUACUGCCUGUCACUAGACUCCGAGUCGUGAGCAGACUUCAAUACCCUCGAAAGAUAUGGAAGCCGUGGAGGCAACGAAGAAGCAUUCCUAGACUGCAUUUAGUGAAGGCCUGACAGUCAUCAAGCUCGACGUACCCUUGGAGAUAUAGCACAACAACGUGUUCCUUUACUGGUACAUUGGCCUUGGAGUCGAUGGUACCUUCCAGGAGCGUGAGUGCAGUGCCGUCAACGGCUCGAAGAUCGUGUUCCGUCCAGGUUACUGGCUGACACUGUCUAGCAUAUUCGCUGACGGUCUCAGACCUUGAAAAUGGUGGAACAGACGGCAUGUAAAUGAUCUUGUUCUGGAACAACACCAUCAUCAUGCACUUAUACGUCCACAGCGUCACAAGGAGACCCGCAAAUACAGUAGGCGGCAACAAUACUGCUGGGAUAGAUUCCAAGCCAAAGUCACGUUUUUGAGCCACCCCGAGAGGUGUCAGCCUUUGCACAGCAUUCCGCCAUUUUGUGAGUGGCUGUAUGGCGGUGCCGACCGGGGAGCGAACAGGGCUACACAAUAGCUGUCUGCGGAAACAUUUCAUUGACGCUGGAAUUGGAAGACAAGUGAAGGUAUGAAUGCUGAAGAACUUGGAAGUCCAAAGGAGUGAACAAGUGAACGAGAUGGUCGCCACUUGAAGCCAGAAACGGAAAUUCAUUCUUCCGCCCCGCCAAUGAGACCCUUAGUAAGCACAGCCUUGUCCCAUUCACUCCUUUUCCAUGAAUUCACCACUGCACAUGCAUACACACAUACAACAGACUUGGACGAUCGGCUGGACCAUACUGCCCGUAUCUUCACCGCCAGGGACAACAUCAGCAGAAAAUGAUACCUUACUUCGCGCUUAGUUUACCGUCAAUGAACAGCAGAUUCGAUCACCGUCAGUUAACCGUCAUUGAACAGCAGAUUCGAUCUCCCGUCAGUUAACCGUCAUUGCAUUCUUUCUUACCUCGUACUUGUCGUUCAACUGCUGUUGCGACAGUCUUAAAUCGGUCUCCUUGCAAGCAUGAACGUCCGACCCGGUGACUACUUCUCUCUUCCAACCUUCUCCCCCUCUCCCUCUUUUUCUACUCGACCUCUCCCUCUUCUUCAUACUGUACUGUCUUGAAGACACUGCUUGUCUACUCCCCUUAAUGCUUUUUGCAUCUACCCUGUCUAUCGAGGCCUCUCAGCUUUUCCUCUGUCGCACACGCUCAGCAGAAGAGAAAGCAAGACAGUCCGUCCACCCACUUCAGGCUUGUCGCUAUCCUCUCUUACCUUCCAUCCUUCAUUCACCUUGUAUUCUCUCCCAGUAUCGAACUUGUUAUCGAUCCCACGAUAACCACCAGUUUCAUUCCUUCUCAUACAGAGACAUACUCUCUAUUGACCUCACAACCACCAACCGCGAACCGUGCUACUCUUCUUCUUACUCCACAUCCUUGUUGGUCUCCCACAGCAACAAUGCCUCCUUACUCGACAUCGUUCACAUCUCGUGGUGAGGACGACGGAGAAUGGGGAACCAACCCUGACUUCGGCAGGAUCCCAUCUGGACCCAGAGACCAGCAGUUCCAUAACAAUGUGGUUCGAUCUCGACCGGACACCAGAUCGGGCCAAGGAGAAGAAGAGGCGACCCGUGGACAAAAUCCUUUCACCUACGACUUGUGGAGAAAAGAGAGGUACGAGCGUGAGAUGUGUAACUCGCUGCUCGCAUCCAGAAUUCGCCCCGGUCCGAAAGACACUCAAGAGACUCGGAUCGAAUCCCAGGAUACUGAAGACCAGCAGUCAUUGGCCGACAUCCCUUCUUUUGUCCCAGAGCAAGACGAUCCCAACAAUCGACUCCCGCAUCUCGAGAGAGUCUCGGCACCGUCUGGCGGCUCCAAGGAUGGCGAAUCCUCUCAAAAGAAAAACCACGAGGAAACCCACGAGGAAACCCUUGAAAAAAGCCACAAGAAAAACCACGAGAAAAAUCAUGAGAAAAACCAUGAGCAGCAAACCUCAAAUCCGCCAGAAGCUGUUGUCUCCAAUCCCCCUCCUUCAACCAGAGCAGCCAUUGCAACAGGCUGUAGAUGCCCUAUCGACCUCGAGUGCGAAGCGAGGGAUGACCAUCUCCUGGACUGCCGGACCCUUGUCAUGGAGUGGAAGCAAUGGAAGGAGAAGCACGCGAGGGAAAAUAUUUCAGUACCACCGAUUGAUGUUCCUCCAGAACAAGAACCCUUCGCCACUGCUGCCGAGGUCUCUAGCAUCAUCGAGCUGCUUGAUGAUGUUCAACAGCAACAGCGCAUGUCUGUGCCUUUGCGGGAUACCUUUGGCAAAAUUGAGGAAUGGAUCCGCAGGAUGAAAAGCAACUCUGUGACCGAGGCAAUUCUUGCUGCGUGCCCAGUGGUUGAACACCUCAGCAAAUUCCUCUCCUUUGGAAACCGCCUCGUUCUUCGACAGAAGGAGAUGCCGCAGCAUAUGAUUGAGGAUCUGACCAUCAUUCAACGUAAAUGGUCAUCCGGUGACUUGUCAGUUCUGGCGCGUCGAGGACUACGACUGGGCCGUGGCGGACAAUACUCGGUCGAUCCAGCAUGGAGACUGGCCCGAACUGACAACUAUCUCGGCCAUGGCUAUCUUGUCAACGGCCAAACUUGGCACUAUCGUGCCGAAAUGAAUCGAGAUGGCGCACAUGGCCCCAACGUUGGAGGUAUCGCAGGAACAGCGAAAGAAGGCGCGCGGAGCAUUGUCAUGGGCUCACACGAUGCAGCCAAAAAUGAAUACGCCGAUGUCGAUAAUGGAAACGAAAUCUGGUAUAUGGGAACUGCGUUGCCGAGACAAGAAGGGGACAAUGAAGCAACCAACCUUAAAGAUGAACCGGACAAUCGCCGCCGCCAGCGGGUCACCAGAAAUUCCAAGGGCCAAGGUCCGACGGUGCCUACCCAAGCCCUCAUCACGUCCUACAGAACACGCAACCCAGUUCGAGUGUUUCGCUCAUUCCGACUUGCAGAGACCGUGCCGAUGCGUCCGCCUCGGGGGUUUCGAUAUGACGGGCUCUAUGAAGUCGUAGACUUCGAGCUGUGCAAGAUCGAGAGGCAAAUCUACCGGUUCAAACUGGUUAGAUUGCAGACUGGACAGGGCCCCCUGCGAGAGAGCUUGCCGCCGCCGGCACCUGAAAGACGCGAGCGGAAGAGAAAAAGAGAAGCAUAGUCACGAACGAGAUGACUCUUCUGGCUGUCACCACCACCAUUCCUGCUGUCACUGUCACUGUUGCUGUUGCUGGAACAGGUUGAGAAAACGCUAACAGCGGGCUUGGGAGUGAGUUCGAGAACAGCACUGAUUUUGAUGUCACCACCAAAAAUCCGGGGUAUGAGCUUCAACAACGACACCACAUGCAACAACCAACCCAACAGGCUGGAGGGACGGAGAGCUUGUUUUGACCAUAACGGAAUUUCCCACGAGAGAGGAGGCCUGAAGUGGGCUGCAAGAACGAGCCGACGCCGUACGGUCGCUUCCGGGGCGCUUCCGGGGGCGUAUGCGCAACAUCUGGCUGAUCAUGGCGACAAAUGGCUAUCGGUGGAGCCAAUCCGGAGGCCAUUGAUCCAAUGGACAUGAACUAUCGCGAACCAAAAGUUAGAGAAUGAGAAUCCAUCAUUGACAA